AUGGCUUCUUUCAGAUAUUCUUCGGAAAAAAGAUCUCAAGGCACUGAACCUUGGCCAGGGAGCUCCUUGUAUCAACUGGAAGUCUUGGCAAAAGAGGCUAGUUGGUUUGGACCAGGGACACGAAUCAUCAUAACAACACGAGACAAGAGCUUGCUCAACUCCUCCUCCUGUGCCGUGUACAAAGUUGAGUAUCUGAAGGAUGAUAAGGCACUCCAGAUCUUUCAGCGGUUUGCUUUUCAAGGAGCAGAACCUCCUAUUGCCUACAAUGAUCUUUCUAUAAGUAUCUCUCAGCUUGCUCAAGGUCUUCCUUCUGCCCUUGAGGAUUUCGGCAUUUAUCUCCGCGGCAAGUCCCUAGUGGAGUGGCGAGAUGCUUUGAAAUCGUUUCGGGAAGCUCCUCUCGAGAAAACCAUGGUGGACUUGAAAAGUAGCUACGAUGGUUUAGAUGAACUCGGUAAGGCGGCUUUUCUUCAUGUGGCAUGCCUUUUCAAUGGAGAACCUGUCCGGCGAGUCAGGAAACUUCUUGGUCAAGGUAAAGCCGGAAUGAGAGUUUUAAAGGAAAAGUCUCUCAUCAAGGUGUCUUCUGAUAGGCGUAUAACUAUGCACCGUUUGCUGGAGCAAAUGGGGAAACAUAUUGUGCGUCAAGAGUCAAACAACAACCCUUCUCAGCAACGUAUCUUGUGGCACCAUGACGACAUCCUUCGAGUACUUGAUACCAAUACAAAUAAGCACUUAAUUGAAGGAGUGGUGCUAGAUGUUUGUGAAUUGCGCGCUGGAGUUCACAUCAACUGGGAUGAUUUCAAGCCGAUGUAUAAUCUGAGGUUUCUUAAGAUAUAUAUCUCUAACCAAUCAGGAGGUUUACAACCAUGGAAGGAAUAUAUGACUCUAGAGAACAAUUUCAGUGUACAUAAGCUUAGGUUUCUACAUUGGGAUGCAUAUCCUUUUACAACCUUGCCUACCAGUAUCAGUCCAGAUUGUCUUGUUGAACUAAAGCUGUGUUACAGCAAGCUCAAGACCCUUUGGCGUGGAACACCGAAACUUGUGAAACUGAUGAAACUAGAUUUGACCGGAUCUAAGGAUCUAACAAAACUUCCAAAUCUCAAGGAAGCAAAGUCUCUAGAGGAGUUGAUACUGAAAGGUUGCAGCUCCUUGGAACGGAUUCCACACUCCAUAUGCAAACUAUCUAGACUCCAGAAAGUUGAUUUGUCCAACUGUGAUAGGCUGGAAAAGCUGAACAUCAGUAUAUCGGAUUCUAAAGAUAAUGGCUUUGAAGACACAAGCAUGUGCCUUAGAUCAGUCUUCAUGUUUUUUUUUGGCACAGAGCCGUUUGUGGGAAAUAAACUGGGGUGCUCUCUUACAGACCCAUCAAUCAGAGGCAACUUACAAAUCUACUUGAAGCUUCUUGAAGGAUCUGCAGAUCAUCUAUCUUUUGUUUCUGAGAACCACGUCUGUCAUGACGUGGACCUCAAGUCACCUCCCUACGGUUUUAAAUCACUGGACAUCAUGCGGUUUAAGUGGGUUGAGAAGGGUAGUGAGUCCACAUGUAAUAGCUUCUCAGGGUUUCCCUGGUUACAGGAGUUAAAUCUCAUCAACCUAAAUAUCAAGAAGAUCCCAGAUGACAUUGACCAGAUGCACGUCCUGGAGAAGUUGGACCUCAGUGGGAAUCUCUUUGAGAAGUUACCUACGACGAUGAGUCAUCUCACCAAGUUGAAACAUUUGACGCUUUCCAACUGCCGCAGCCUUGAAGGACUGCCAGAACUAUCUCAGGUUGAGAGUCUAACACUUUCUGACUGUACCAACCUCCGAACUCUGGUGAAGAAACAUCAAGGAACAACAUACAGUCUGCUUGAGCUUUGGCUUGACAACUGCAAGAAAAUCGAGUCAUUACCAAAUGAGCUUAAGCAUUUCACCAAGCUGACAUGUUUAGAUCUCAGCAGACACGAUUUCAAGACAAUAUCGUCAAAGAUGGUGGGCGAGCUAACCUCAUUGGUAACUCUCAGUCUCAAUUACUGCAACAACCUUGUAUCACUGUCAGGGCUUCCACUAAGUCUCAAGUGUUUAAAUGCACAUGGCUGCAAGUCUUUAAAAACUUAUUCCCUUCAGGCCGCGCAUUCAGAUCUUAGCCCUUGCCCCAAUGGGAAGGACUAUAGUUCAUUCACUAGGUUUCCAGCUGGAAGACGCAGUAAAGAGGUGCCAGUAUGUGCUUGUCCCUGCUUCCAGGAAACAGCAACACGUCGUAAGGUCAAACAUGUGACUUGUAGUCACAUAUCAAUCUUCUUGAGGUGUUUAAAGUCAUGGUUGUGGGAUUUCUUCCUGUGUAUAUUGGCUGUGGCUGUCGGCAUUUUUCUUGCGGUGAUAACCGAUCAUGUCAUCGCAACUACAUUAUUAAUGACUAUUUUUAUGUAUCUGAGGUUGUAA
Messenger RNA from Brassica oleracea var. oleracea, 2415 nucleotides. Its product is annotated as probable disease resistance protein RPP1. The record is from RefSeq and is a predicted model, not a curated record. Gene Ontology annotation, molecular function: ADP binding. Bases 1 to 2415 code for a protein of 804 amino acids. Lineage: Eukaryota; Viridiplantae; Streptophyta; Magnoliopsida; Brassicales; Brassicaceae. The transcript has 5 exons. Gene Ontology annotation, biological process: defense response.